Meloidogyne enterolobii is the source of this 856-nucleotide messenger RNA. NCBI's taxonomy places the organism in Eukaryota, Metazoa, Nematoda, Chromadorea, Rhabditida, Meloidogynidae. The record is from the annotation of a GenBank genome assembly.
AUGAUUGGACAAUACGACAGAACCCAAAGUAUUGGUAUACUUGGAAGUUCAACUCUAGCAACUUCACUUGGUCAUGAUUCUGGUGUUGAAUCAUUUAUGGCCUACACGACUUCUUAUAAAGACGUUGGUCUAACUGGUAUUUAUUUUUGUGCUGAACCCCGUGCACUAGAAAAUCUUGUUAAAUGUGUUUGUAAUGAAUGGAGGUCAUUGUCCGGUGAUAUAAAUGUUGAUAGUUUAGAGAGGGCAAAAUCUUCUUUGUUAACAAAUUGUGCAUUAAUUUUGGAUGGAUCAACAGCCGUAUGCGAGGAUAUUGGAAGGCAAAUUUUAAUUUAUGGUAAAAGAUUGAAUGUUGAAGAAUUGGCCGAAGAAAUAAAUUCAGUCACGCCUGAUACAAUUAGAUCAAUUGGUGAACGCUAUUAUUUGAACAAACCGUUUUCGUAUGUUGUUGUUGGAAACACUAGUAAUUGGCCGAGUGGACAGAAAAUUAAAAAGAUGCUGAGCAAGCCAUAAAAUUUAUAUUUAAUCUUGAACUUUUGACCAUUAAAAAUGUUUUUUUUUUGUUGUUUAAUUAAUUAUAAAUUUAUUUUUUAAAAAUUUUAAUAUAUCCCCUCUUUUGAACUUUAUUAUUAAAGUUCACACGUGUUUGAUUAACAAAGCUGUCAGAUUCAAAAAAUUUUUCAUUUUUUAACUUUAGGCCAUUUUUGUUGUGUUUUUUUUAAAUCGAAGGAAAGACAAGGUUGUUGGACAUUAGAGUCUGAGGUUUUUCAGCUUAUUAGUGUUUUAGAUUUUGUUAGAGAGGGGUGUGAACCAGGGCUGGGCUCCGCUUUCGCAUCUUUCGCAUUUUUCGCAUUUUUUG